This is a messenger RNA of Solanum dulcamara, 1537 nucleotides long. Its product is annotated as vinorine synthase-like. NCBI's taxonomy places the organism in Eukaryota, Viridiplantae, Streptophyta, Magnoliopsida, Solanales, Solanaceae. The transcript has a single exon. The record is from RefSeq and is a predicted model, not a curated record. Bases 68 to 1429 code for a protein of 453 amino acids.
CUGGAGUGCCUCUACAUAUAUCUUCUUCACUUCUUUGUUUAAUUUCUCUUUUGCUAUAUAUAUACACAUGGCUUUUCAAAAAGAAACAUGCAUGGAAGUUGAAAUCACGUCCACAAAAUUUAUAAAACCAGCUUCACCAACUCCAAAUCAUCUACAAAAUUACAAAUUAUCUUUCUUUGAUCAAAUAGCUGAUUUGGAACAUUUACCUUUUGUUCUUUUUUAUCCUCCUCCUACCAACAACACUUAUAAUUAUGAGUCUCAUGAUCAAGAACAAUUUGAGCAAUCCUUAUCUAGAGUUUUAACACAUGUUUACCCCAUCGCUGGCAGAUUAUCCGAUGACGACUCGAUAUCCUGUCAGGAUCAAGGGGUUAAAUUUGUAAAAGCAAAGAUAAAUAGUAAACUCAAUGAAUUUCUUGAGAAAGCACACAAGGAUGUCAACCUUGCAUUGCUUUGUUGGCCUCAAGAUACUUGGAAUGUAGAUGAAUCCAACUUGAUCGCCUUACCAAUUGUCAUUGUCCAAAUCACAGAAUUCGAGUGUGGUGGCUUGGCUCUAUCUAUGAGCCACGCGCACCCUGCAAUGGAUGGUUACUCAACUUUUAAUAUUAUUAACGAGUGGUCUAAAGUGUGCAGAAUGAAGAUUCCUGUAGAGAAGAUUGAUUUCAUGAGCUUUAAUUUGGCUCAUGUUUUCCCACCAAGAGAUUUAUCGAAAUUUCUCUUGCCUCGUAUUCCUGAGGAAGAUCGUGUGGAUUCUAAAGUAGUAGCCAAAAGGCUAUACAUCAACGAAGAUUCGAUUUCAAGGCUUAGAGAACUAAUCGGAGAGCUAUGCUUUAAUCCCUCAAGAGUUGAGAUGAUCAUAGCCCUCUUAUGGAGGGCUUUCAUGUGUUCUUCAGAAAAGAAGCACGGUCAUCUAAAACGUUCUAUAAUGGGCGUCCCAGUAAACUUGCGCACUAGGUUGAUUUCUUUACCUCAAUUAGCAAAAUCUUUUGGGAAUCUUGUAAUUGAAGCCCCUGUAAAAUUCGUACCUGGGGUUCACAACAAGAUGCCUGAAUUGCACGAAUUAGUGACAUUAAUUCGCGAAACAGUGAAGGAAACUAUUAUUGCUUGUGACAAGAGUUCACCAGAGGACGUAGUGUCUGCCGUGGCAAAUAUAUAUAAUGGAAGUUUCCUAUCACAAGAGUGGGGAAAUAGUAUUGAUGAAGUUGACGAGUACACAAGUUCAAGUUUGUGUAGAUUUCCUAUACAAGAAGCUGAUUUUGGUUGGGGAAAACCAUGUUUGAUGCAUUUUGGAUCAAGGCAUAUUCAGUCUUGCUGGUUGUAUGAUGCAGAAUGUGGCAAUGGGAUUUGUGUGCAACUGGAUUUGAAGGAAGUUAAUAUGCAUCAUUUAUUUGAAUUAUGUCACACUGAUAUCAACGAUUUCUUCCAGUUUUAGCCUAAUUACGUCCCUAGGGUUGGGAAUUUUGUUUUUUCUUUUUGUUAUUGUUAUUGUUGUAGUCUUUUUGGAUUUGGUAAUAAUAAAGUUGCAUCCCUUGUUUCGUUA